AUGGAAACGCAGAUCCAUGUGCCAGUAGGUUCGCCAAUUAUACGGAAGAUUCCAAUUUUUGUAGAGGAGCACAAUGUGACAGAAGGCGCAAUGAAGCUCAUUAAAGAGUUAAGACCGACGUGGGACACGAACAACGUCAAGACGAAGUUCUUCACUGAUGGUACAACCAACAAACUUGUGGGCUGCUAUGUGGAGGAUUGUCCAGAAGAUGUAGUCUUGGUAAGAGUUUAUGGGCACAAGACCGAGCUUAUUGUGGACAGAGACAACGAGGUUAAAAGCUUUCAGGUGCUACAUGCUAAUGGUUGUGCUCCCCGUCUUUACUGCACUUUUCAAAAUGGCAUAUGUUACGAAUACAUUCAAGGGGAUGCUCUUGGGACUGAAGACGUGAGGGAUCCUCGUUUGCUCAGACUGAUAGCUGGAGAGAUGGCUCGUAUCCACGCCAUUCAUGCACAUAACGGAUGCGUCCCAAAACCCAACCUCUGGAUUAAGAUGCAAAAAUACUUCUCCCUUGUGGCUACAGAGUUAACAGAGCAAGCUUCAAACAUCAGAAUCCAAAAAGAAGUGCCGAGCAAGGACGUGCUGGAGCAGGAGAUGGUAUGGAUGAAGGAGCAUCUCUCCAUGCUGGGUUCACCUGUGGUACUCUGCCACAAUGACCUUCUCUGCAAAAAUAUAAUACAUAACAGCAAAGAAGCUCAUGUUCGCUUCAUAGACUAUGAAUACUCCAGCUACAACUACCAGGCUUUCGACAUUGGCAACCACUUCAAUGAAUUUGCAGGUUUGGCAGAGCUAGACUAUGGGCUGUACCCAAGUCGGGAGAUGCAGCUGGACUGGCUCAGAUUCUACCUGCAAGCUUAUAAACUUUUCACCAAGAAAACGGAAGAGGUCAGCGAUACGGAACUACAGACCCUCUAUGUCCAAGUCAACAAGUUUGCGCUAGCUUCACACUUCUUUUGGGGUUUCUGGGCCCUCAUUCAGGCUAGAUACUCCUCCAUUGAUUUUGACUUCCUUGGGUAUGCUGUGUUACGUUUCAACCAAUACUUCAAGAUAAAGCCCACAGUGAUGGCCUUGCAGAUUCCAGAAUGA
Nerophis lumbriciformis (worm pipefish) is the source of this 1083-nucleotide messenger RNA. The record is from RefSeq and is a predicted model, not a curated record. Lineage: Eukaryota; Metazoa; Chordata; Actinopteri; Syngnathiformes; Syngnathidae.